UCCCACUGGUUUAUUGUUUUGAUUUCUCAGGUUGUGUUUCCGUUACACUCGCAGCUAACGUGUCGACGUCAGAGACAUUUUUUAAGACCAGCAGCUCUCUCGAUGAUUUUUUGUUUUUAUCUCAGACCCGAACGUGACACAUUAACAUGACGGCGUGGAGCAGAUAACGAGCUUCCUGUCGAUAAAGAUGAUUUCUCUGAGAUAAGCUAACUUUAGCCGCUUGGCUAACGCAGCGUACGUAGCUUCGGUUCCAACAUGACAGGGACGAGGAGCUGUGUGUAGCGAGGACCGAGCUCACACCGGACCGCACUGGGCUCGUGUUCUUCGGAUACUGGUUUCCAGCACUGACCUGUCACCGUGUUGGAAGUGAGCUCAAGUGUUUAACAUCCAGCCGGCGAACAGUGUCGGGCCCUCUCUCUCUCUCUCGAUGGGUGAGGAAAAGCCGGACACGCUGGACUUUGUGAAGGACUUCCAGGAGUAUCUGAGCCAGCAGACCCAGCAUGUCAACAUGAUAUCCGGCUCGGUCAGCGGCGUCAAGGAGGCGGACGAUUUGCCAGCAGACUGCAGUCAGAAUGGCCUGGAUCACCCCACAGUGGACAUGUCCCUGGAGGACAGUUCAGGGAUCCUCGUGGAUGGCUUCGAGAGGACCUACGACGGCAAGCUCAAGUGCCGCUACUGCAACUACGCCACCAGAGGCACAGCACGACUCAUCGAGCACAUCCGAAUUCACACAGGAGAGAAGCCGCACCGCUGCCACCUCUGCCCAUUCGCCUCAGCCUACGAGCGCCACCUGGAGGCCCACAUGCGGUCGCACACGGGCGAGAAGCCGUACAAGUGUGAGCUGUGCUCCUUCCGCUGCAGUGACCGUAGCAACUUGUCGCACCACCGCCGCAGACGCCACAAACUCCUCCCAAUGAAAGGCGCCCGCUCCCUCUCCCACAAGAAGAUGCUGAGUGUUUUACAGAAGAAGGCCAGCUCUUUGGGUUAUGGUCGCCGGCUGCUCAUCAACUUCAGCCCCCCUUCUAUGGUGGUGCACAAGGCGGAUAAUGUGAAUGACUUCUCUCACGAGCUGCCCCACUUACGUCCGGAGACCUAUGGUAAUCAGAGCGGGGCAGUCGAGGACGAGCUCGCCACUAAUCAAAAUCAUAUUCCCCAUGAUAUGAUUAUGGAUAACCCCCUGAACCAGCUGUCCACACUUGCAGGCCAGUUGGCCAGCCUCCCGUCAGAGUCCCAGGCCCUGACUCAACCUCCCAUGUCUCCAGGAGCAGAAUCCAUCGUCGAUGAGAAGCCAUUCCUUAUCCAGCCGCCCCACACUUCCACAGCUCCUGGAGAUGUCACAGCCAGCGUGGCUCGCGCCUCCUCCUCAUCCCCAAUCACCCCAGAGCCCCGGGCUCCCCCACACAGCCACUGCAGCCCUGGAGUAGGACUCUGCAGCGAGCACAGUGGUCGCACCAGUACGCCUAGUGUCUCCAACAGCCAACCCAGUACGCCAGCCCCAGGCCUUUCCGCCCCACUCCAAGACCACCACACGCUGCAUCACUGCCAGCACUGUGACAUCUACUUCCCCGACAACAUCCUCUACACAAUCCACAUGGGCUGCCAUGGCUACGAGAACCCAUUUCAGUGCAACAUCUGCGGCUACAAGUGCAAGAGCAAGUAUGACUUCGCCUGCCACUUUGCCCGCGGGCAGCACAAGUGAUGGAUGGACGAGGAAACAUCUGAACGAACUUUCAAUGGACAGCUUUGUUUUUAUUAAUUCCACAGUAACUUUAUUUAUUGGUCUUUUACUUGGCCUUGAUGUAGCCUAGCCUUGACCGUUGUACUUAUACAGGAAAAUGGCAAAAUUCCGAUGGUUCCUUUUUGUAUAAUUAAAGGUGCCCAUUCAAGUGUAUUAUUAAGGGAUGAUCAGUGUUUUCGUAAAGGUUGAGAAUUUAUUUGUGGUGGUGGAGAGAGUCAUAUUCAUGGGAAACUGGAAAAACUGAAAUAACGCUAAGUUGAGCUUAACUGAUUACCUGACUUUUCAAAUUUGUCUUUAAAGUGAAACGUAUUCACCCUCAAUGAUGCGAUAAGAUAGCAGAUCAAUAACCGAUUUACAGAUUAUUUGACUUUUUGAUUGAAAACCAGGGACUGCUAGAUCAAAUCAUCCCUUUCAAGGGACACCACCAAUGUAGAGGGCUAUUGUUUUUUUUGUAGUUGCAAGGUGGAAUUUUUUCACCUCCCAGAGGAAACAUGACUGUAGCUCACCUGUGCCUGUUAAGAGAGUGAAGUGGGAGGUUCACUCUCACAUUUACAAAUCAAGGGGUAAUCUGACUGGACCACUCAAAUAAAUUCUCAACCCUCCCGGACUUAUAGAUCCAUAUUUCUCCAAUGUUUCUCACACAGGAGCCAAACUGUCUGACUUGAGUUACUAACUUAAGCCUUGUUGGAAGUUAUUUCAGUGGCUUGGUGCAUUACUACUAUUUCUUUGCAGUGCCUGACAAAGUCACCUUUCUUGUGUGUCCAAGAUAAAGAGGACUGUUACUUUUUAAGAUUAUUAUUACACAUACCUCUUCUUACUGUAACUGAUAGGCCCAGAACCUUAGAAAAAAUAAGUUUGGCCGUCGCUCUCUAUGGCGGCCAUGACUAUUUUUCUUUCUUUUGCCAAAAUUCUGCUCAAUUAAUGCUGCUAAGAAACUUUAAAAUCAUCUGUGCCAGCUGUUCAACACAGGUGACACCCAGUUAACACCUGGCCAAACUUUGUACCAGGGAUUCUGGUCAGCCAGCAAAGUUGUUCAACUACAUUUUACUGACCUGUUGUUUUCGAAGUUCCUCCACACACUUUGAAUCACAUCAUGUUACAUUCUGAUCUUUUGAUAUGGUUUGAAGUCACUUUAAUACCCAGUAUCUCCAUGUGUAGGACAGAAUCACCAAGUCUCGUGUCUCGUGAUCACUUUUUUCAGAAUUGCCACGUAGCCCUGGGAAUACCACCUUUUAGCCUUUGUGAGAUUCCCCCAUUUAUCAUAUGGAUCCCAGUGCUUUUCUGAAUAUUUACUGAGUAUUGUAUUGAGUGGUUGGAUUGAUGUUCAGUGUCAAAAAAGCAAAACCAUGUUGCAGUCCGACUGCUUCUUUAGCAAGAUUGUUCUUUGUCACGGGUACUGUUGUCUGUUGCUUAGCAACAUGCGUGGAGCUCAUAGUUACUGUUUGUAGGACCCCCCCCCCCUCUCUCUGUCACCAUGCUAACCAGUAAUAAGAGCAUCCAGUACUGACUGCCUAAGGCUCUCUGUGUGUCGUAGGUUCUUAGGUGAAUGUUGAAGCCUCCUGGCGAUCACUCUCCCUCUGGGAUGGCAAAUCAUUUUAAUGUGAGAUGGAUAAACUAAUUUAUAAGUAAAGUGUUUUCUAACUGAGCUGCUCUUUGUCUUUUGGUUUCUUUUUUCUCCUCCUUCUUUGUGCUCAAGAAGAGAAAAUAAAGAAGUGACAUUA
This is a messenger RNA of Platichthys flesus (European flounder), 3459 nucleotides long. It is a transcript of the gene ikzf5, whose product is annotated as IKAROS family zinc finger 5. The coding region runs from base 428 to 1699 and encodes 423 amino acids. Gene Ontology annotation, biological process: regulation of transcription by RNA polymerase II. NCBI's taxonomy places the organism in Eukaryota, Metazoa, Chordata, Actinopteri, Pleuronectiformes, Pleuronectidae. Gene Ontology annotation, molecular function: DNA-binding transcription activator activity, RNA polymerase II-specific; RNA polymerase II cis-regulatory region sequence-specific DNA binding. The record is from RefSeq and is a predicted model, not a curated record. Gene Ontology annotation, cellular component: nucleus. The transcript has 4 exons.